Molecule: messenger RNA, 840 nt
Organism: Aspergillus ochraceoroseus IBT 24754
Lineage: Eukaryota; Fungi; Ascomycota; Eurotiomycetes; Eurotiales; Aspergillaceae
Exons: 6
Coding region: 1-840 (279 amino acids)
Source: RefSeq, a predicted model, not a curated record
AUGCUUGCACAACGCGCUAUUGAAAAGCCGCAGGCUCGUGUCAGCAAUAUGGUGGGAGUCAACACUAAGGCCGGAGCUCUUUGCACCUUUAUCUACGGAGUAAUUAACGAAAAUCCACGACACACUUUCCCAACAGCAUAUACUCUGUACCUAUUUGGGUAUUAUAGCCCUCUGUUCUUCGCAAUUUUAUCAUACCCUCAACUUGCGCCACAGUUAGCGAUUAAGCGAUUGCAUUUCUUCCAGAAUCUUUGUCGCCAUUUCUCCUCGUUGCGUCAUGAUUUGCGGAGAGCUCGGACUCAUGGAAGGACAGAGGACCAUCAAAUUGGCUUGCCAAUAGCUUUCAUGACUGAACUCAGCUGGCGACCCAACUACCCAUUGACAUACUCCGAGUGCUGGAAUAUAGCUCGUGGAGUCCUCUACAAAUUCUUUGAAUUAUUUGCGGAAAUUGCGACAUCAUCAUUCCUGAUCAUUGCUAUCAUACCUGGGGAAAACAAGAGGAUACACGCCCGACACUUAUCCUCAGCUGUUGAGAUGAUACCUCUCGUUUCACAGGACUGGGGCUAUCAUAUCCGGACCAUCAGAUAUGCACACACGACGUUUGAGGAGAGCCAUUUUACACACGGUGUCGACAGGUACCUUUCGUCUUAUAGUGGAGUGUUUGAUGGUGGGUGGGAAGUUAUUUUCACUAUCCUUGGAACCAAGCACAGCACUCGGCAAAUAGUGACCAAGCCAAUAGAGCUAUCGACCAGAGCUAAAUAUGAGCCACUGAUUCAUGUUCUCGAACAGGUCAAUGCCUUUGCCUACAUUAUGUCCGGAGAAGCUCGGAAAUUGGAGUUUUAG